AUGAAACUGUUUGUGGCAUUGUUUGCCCUGUUGGCGGUCGCCCUUGCUGCACCGGUGGCACAGUUUGGCUUCGGAUAUCCCGGUCUGGGAGGAGGCUUUUUUCCAGUAGCGGUUCCGGUACCGGUAGCGGUAGCACCGGUAGCGGUAGCACCGGUGGGUGUACUAGCCCCAGUUGGAUACGUAGCGCCAGGACCCCAUUACGGCGGACACUACGGUGGAGGACCCGUAGGAGGGGGCGGUUUCUCCGGCAGCCAGGCCAACGCACAGUCCGCUUCGUUCAACAUUGGGCUCGGUGGAAUUUCGGGCUCGUUCAGUAACUCGAACGCUAACUCGUUCGGCGGUGGCCCUGGAGGUGGUUUCGGAGGCUCAGGCUCGCAAGCAUCGGCACAGUCCAGCUCGUUCGGCGGUGGAUUGGGAGGAUUCGGAGGUUCAGCGUCCAGCGCACAAGCGUCUGCUAACUCGUUCGGUGGAGGUGGCGGUGGUUUGUUCCCGUAA
Molecule: messenger RNA, 495 nt
Organism: Anopheles maculipalpis
Lineage: Eukaryota; Metazoa; Arthropoda; Insecta; Diptera; Culicidae
Product: keratin, type I cytoskeletal 9-like
Exons: 3
Coding region: 1-495 (164 amino acids)
Source: RefSeq, a predicted model, not a curated record